This is a messenger RNA of Trichobilharzia regenti, 554 nucleotides long. Lineage: Eukaryota; Metazoa; Platyhelminthes; Trematoda; Strigeidida; Schistosomatidae. The record is from the annotation of a GenBank genome assembly.
GAAGUUGAAGGGUCUGUAACAAACUCCUACAUAUUCCAAGAUUGAUCAACAUGUCUGGAUUAACUGGAACAUGGGAAUCAGAUGAAGUGCAUGGUUUGGAAUCCAUUGUCGAUCAUUUCGGUGUUGAUUGUGAAAUGAGAAAAUUGUUACUCACAGCUAAUCCAACAUAUACAUAUACACCAUUAGGAGAUGAUGGAAUGAAAAUUAGAGUUGAUUCAGAAAUCAGAAAUGCUGAAGUCUCCUUUAAAUUUGGUGAAGAAAUUGAUGAGAAAACAGUCCUUGGUAGAGUGUGUAAAAGUAUGUAUAGAAAAAUAUCCAAUAAUGAAAUUGUUAAUACUCAAAGACAUCCGGAGGGAAUCAUUGAAAUUGAUCACAAGGUAGACGGGAAUAAGCUCGUAAUGACCGUCUGCGUUGCUGAUAAAAAGUGUUGUAGAACAUUCCAUCGUAAACAAUAAUCCCGCAGUAUUAAUGGCAGUAAUCUCCUUACUUUCGUCGUAAUAGUAAUUGUUAAUAAUAUCUAUUAAUUGAAUAAAUGUUUUUAGAACAAAUUAUCA